This is a messenger RNA of Nerophis lumbriciformis (worm pipefish), 354 nucleotides long. Lineage: Eukaryota; Metazoa; Chordata; Actinopteri; Syngnathiformes; Syngnathidae. The record is from RefSeq and is a predicted model, not a curated record.
CCGAGGAGACCCAUGAACAUGAACCAUUAUGCCAAUAAGAAGAGCGUGGCACAGAGCAUGUUGGAUGUGGCGUUGCUAAUGGCCAAUGCCUCGCAGCUGAAGGCCGUGUUGGAGCAAGGCCCAUCUUUCUCUUUUUACACGCCACUCAUCAUUCUCAUCAGCAUCUCCCUCACCCUGCAAAUAUUAGUAGGAAUUAUGCUCAUUUUUAUCGUCAAGUGGAACCUGAAUGAUGAACGAAUGCACUAUAGGUUGAAUGUCCUGGAGAAUUUGACCACAGCCUUUGUGUUUGUCAUCGUCGUGGUCAAUGUCUUCAUCACUGCCUUCGGCGUCCAGCGACCCAACACGACUGCAUGA